Messenger RNA from Mus pahari (shrew mouse), 1131 nucleotides. RefSeq lists its product as uncharacterized. Bases 1 to 1131 code for a protein of 376 amino acids. The record is from RefSeq and is a predicted model, not a curated record. The transcript has 8 exons. NCBI's taxonomy places the organism in Eukaryota, Metazoa, Chordata, Mammalia, Rodentia, Muridae.
AUGCCGGCGCUCAGGGCACAGCGAGGCCAAGAUGACCGCCUUUCUGCUCCAGCCGCUGCAGCAGGCCGACGUUCUUCAGGGAGCGUCCCCGCCCCGACGCGCGGGUCCCCGCCUCCCGCGGCCGCACCGCCCCCCGGCUCCGCCCGCUCAGCCCGGCUAACGGUCGGCGCGGCCUGCCACGAGGGAGCGUCCGCGGCCCGCGCAGAGCCGCGCACCAAGCCGAUGGCGUGGACGCAGUCGGGUCCCGCGGUCUGCGCGCGGGCAGGCGCGCGUGGGCGUGUCUCCCUGGCCCACGCGUGUCCCCGGCAUCAGUGUCUCGGCUCUGGUCCAGGACGAAGACUUCUGAAAGCGAGCCAAGAAGACUCAGCUACUGUUCCCCGGUUUCCUGAGAUCUGUUUCCAUCGAGAUGCAAAGGACACAGAGCUCACGGGUGCUCCUCACGGGUGUUCCAGCGAUGCUGGUGUCAUGUUUGGACUGCAGUCACUGCAAAGGAGAAAAAAAGAUGACAAGCAUCCACAUAGACUGUUUGAUUCUCUAUAUUACAACUUCCCAAUAGAACAGUUCUUCCUGAGAAAUCUAUCAGUGCAGUUCAGACUCUGGAAGCAAAUGACCUCUCCGGGCAGAGCCUUCACCGUGUGGGGAACAUCAGAUUUGUGUAAGGUGACAGGAGUCUUAACAGCACGUCCAAACUUCAAAACAAAGCAGUGGACUCUAGCAACAUUUCCAUUCUGUAGACAGGAGCAUGGAACCGGCAGGGAGAAAGACACAUACAUGAAGAUUGGCGGUCAGACGACUCAUCCUUACAGCUGCCUUAAAGUUCUUUUGCACAACGCAGACACUCCCACACCGUCCCACAUUUGCCGAGUGGAGAAAACACUAAGACACAAGGUUCCAUUUGAUGGCAAGAGAGUCCUCUCAGGAAAAAGAAUUUGUUGGAAACAGCGUACAGACUACAGCUUCCACACCGAGCUUGUGAGCCAUGAGUGCAAACUGGAGGUAAGCAUCUCGCAAGGGGACACAAUCAGGGGCAUCGUGGUGGACAACCUGGGGACGAGGAGAGGGAACUUGAAGCACAGGGACAAGGUGUGGCUGAUGGGGCCCGAUAAACGCCGGACAAAAAGCCCACUGUAG